Venturia canescens is the source of this 1051-nucleotide messenger RNA. RefSeq names its product Cuticular protein 100A. Gene Ontology annotation, molecular function: structural constituent of chitin-based larval cuticle. Bases 63 to 878 code for a protein of 271 amino acids. NCBI's taxonomy places the organism in Eukaryota, Metazoa, Arthropoda, Insecta, Hymenoptera, Ichneumonidae. The transcript has 3 exons. The record is from RefSeq and is a predicted model, not a curated record. Gene Ontology annotation, cellular component: chitin-based extracellular matrix.
ACGCCCCUCCCUGGCCGAUCGUGGUGCAUUAUUCGAACGCGAUCCCGCUCGGCUUCGUCGACAUGCGGGCUGUAGUUAUAAUAGUGGCGUCGUUAGCCGCUUCGUGCCUGAGCCAAUCGUACCAUCGACCGUCUCAGGAUGCUGCGAUAUUGAGUGACGCUCGUUAUCUCGCCGGGGAUGGGACUUUCGGUGCUGCUUACACCCAGGAAGACGGCGUAGAGUUCAAGGAAGAGAGCGACGCGAACGGGGACCGCAAGGGUUCUUACUCCUACGUCGACCCUACCGGUCAUCGGCGAACCGUUUUCUAUACCGCUGGCAAAAACGGUUUCCAGGUUCGUGACGAACUCGAGGCAACCGGAGAUCACAUUCCCACAGCCGCUCCCGUCGUAGCGCCGCAGCCGGAGUACGAACCGUUGCCCGAGUACAAUCCGCCCGACUAUCGAGCUUCCGCGCAGCCUCCGCGUCCGUAUCAGCCUCAGGCUGCACCUCAAUCGCAUUACUCUCAGCAAUCGUAUUAUCAAGCGGAACCAGUGCCUCGCUAUUAUCCGAGACCUCAACAUCGCCCGCCGCCUCCGCCCCCUCCACAGCCGCAGUAUCCUUCCCAACCGGAACAACAUUUUCGACCUCAGUAUCGACCUCUCGCAGCUUUUCAACCGGAACCUCGUUAUUCUCAGCCACAGCCUCAGUUCCAUUAUGAAAAUCGAGCUCAUCAGUACCAGCCUCCGCCACCGACGAGACCUCAGUUCGAACCUCCGACAGCUCCCCGACCUCGUUACAACGAUCUCACCACUCCGGCACCACGCAGAUUUUAUCCCCCUGGGAAGUUAGACUUUAACCGAACUCCCGAUGGCUUUUCCUACACUUUUAGCAAAAGCUGAGAUUCUUCCGCCAUUGAGCUCAUUCGAGAUUUCGUCGAUUCGUUGAAUUAUGAGACGAUCUCGAAAAACGUCGAUUCAACAUUUUCUUGCUCUGAUUUAAGAUCAUUUUAUUAUUUACGUAUUGAGAAAAACGUUGGUCGAAAAUAAAAAAAGCCUCGAAUUGCCUUAAUUAA